Molecule: messenger RNA, 2037 nt
Organism: Helianthus annuus (common sunflower)
Lineage: Eukaryota; Viridiplantae; Streptophyta; Magnoliopsida; Asterales; Asteraceae
Product: pentatricopeptide repeat-containing protein At4g21065
Exons: 1
Coding region: 106-1884 (592 amino acids)
Biological process (GO): RNA modification
Molecular function (GO): protein binding; RNA binding; zinc ion binding
Source: RefSeq, a predicted model, not a curated record
AUAGAAUCCACCGAGUUUGCCACCAUCAGAUUAUUACCACAGAAGCUUAGCUAACGUUUGACUAUUUUAAUAUUUUUGAUAGUUAAUUGAUUUGAAGCAAACACAAUGAACUUUUCACCCUCCAAAAUCUUGGUCAACAAACGAGCUGCAGAACAACAAUGCUUACAUCUCCUCCAAGCCAGCAACACACUCAUUAACCUCACCCAAAUCCACGCACAAAUCCUCAAAUUAGGUCUGCAAAACAACCCACUAGUCCUCACCAAAUUCACACAAACAUCAUCCGAUCUCAAUGUCAUCAACUACGCUUCCUUAUUCUUAUUCAACCCAGAUGCCAAAACCCAUUUAUAUGACACGUUCCUUUACAACACUGUUAUUAGAGCUUACACACAAACAAAUACAUACAGGGUCACUGCCGUUGAUGUUUACAAAACCAUGGUUAGAAAUGAUGUUGUUCCUAAUAAGUUCACAUACCCAUUUGUUCUUAAGGCCUGUGCUGGUGUUGGGAGGUUGAAGUUAGGGGAAUCGGUUCAUGGGUCUGUUGUGAAGUAUGGGUUUGAUGGGGAUGUACACGUGUUGAAUACUAUGGUUCAUAUGUAUUGUUGUUGUGGUGGGGUGGAGAGCGCACGUGUGGUGUUCGAUGAAAUGCCUAAGUGGGAUUCGGUUUCGUGGAGUGCGAUGAUUGGUGGGUAUGCGAGAAUGGGGAUGGGUACGAGUGCGGUUGAGUUGUUUAGGGAGAUGCAGGUUGCUGGGGUUAGACCAGAUGAGGUGACUAUGGUUUCGGUUUUGUCUGCUUGUAGUGAUUUAGGUGCGUUAGAGGUUGGGAGAUGGGUUGAAAGUUAUAUCGAAAGGGAGAAGAUUACGAAAAGUGUGGAGCUUUGUAAUGCUCUUAUUGAUAUGUUUGCGAAAUGCGGGGAUGUGGAUAAAGCGUUGAGAUUGUUUGGAAGCUUGAAUGAGAAAACUAUUGUUUCGUGGACGUCUGUUAUUGUUGGUAUGGCGAUGCAUGGGCAUGGUUUGGAAGCCGCUUUGUUGUUUGAGAAGAUGAUAGAUUCCGGGGUUGCACCAGAUGAUGUUACGUUUAUCGGGUUGCUUUCCGCUUGUAGUCAUGCAGGGUUAGUCGAUGAAGGUCUUAAGUACUUCGACUCCAUGACUAUGCAAUUUAAUAUAACACCUAAAAUCGAGCAUUACGGAUGCAUGGUUGAUCUGUUUAGCAGGGCUGGACUAGUUAAACAAGCACUAGAGUUUGUUAACAAAAUGCCCAUUGAACCAAACCCGAUCAUCUGGAGGACGUUAACCGCUGCUUGUCGGCUCCAUGGAGAACUUAAUCUUGGUGAAAUCCUCACAAAACAAUUGAUUGAAAAGGAACCGUUGCACGAGUCUAAUUAUGUCUUACUGUCCAAUAUUUACGGGAAAAUGUCGAAUUGGGAAAAGAAGAACACGGUUAGAAACGUGAUGGGCGAAAAGGGGAUAAGAAAGAUUCCGGGGAGUACCAUGAUUGAACUAGACAACAGGAUAUAUGAGUUUGUUGCGGGUGAUAGAACACAUGAGUUAUACAAAGAGAUUCAUGAGAUGAUUGAUGAGAUGAAUAGAAAGAUGAAGAUGGCGGGAUAUGUUCCGACGACGUCAGAAGUGUUGCUUGAUAUCGGUCAAGAAGAUAAAGAAGAUGCUUUGAAUAAACAUAGUGAAAAAUUGGCUAUUGCUUUUGCCCUUUUAAAGACGCCACCCGGGACUCCCAUACGAAUUGUGAAGAACUUACGGGUUUGUGGGGAUUGUCAUUCUGCAACAAAGUUUGUGUCGAAGAUUUAUGAGCGUGAGAUUAUAGUACGGGAUAGAAACCGCUUUCAUCAUUUUAGAGAUGGGGUAUGUUCAUGUAAUGACUUCUGGUGAGAGUUUGAUGAAAUUCAGCAACCAUAUUGUGUGCAUUUAAUUUUUCGGCUUAGAAGAGAAGCAAACACACAUUAAAAGUGUAUACACACUUGCUUUAAAUCGAAAACAUGUUAUUACCCAAUGAAUUUCAAGUGUUACAGUAGGUUUCUUUUA